Molecule: messenger RNA, 441 nt
Organism: Lachancea mirantina
Lineage: Eukaryota; Fungi; Ascomycota; Saccharomycetes; Saccharomycetales; Saccharomycetaceae
Source: the annotation of a GenBank genome assembly
AUGAUAUGUCUACUUGAAGCGAAUGAUUUCCAUGCAAACAGCGCUUUAAAGCGCGGGUUUCAGUGUUUUCAAGACUGUCUGCCCACCAAUAAAAGGUCGAAACAUGAAUCGAAAGAAGAACGCCCUCAACCGCUACCGGAACCGCAAGCCGUGCCGCAUGCGGUGCCGAUGGAUCAUGAAUCACACUCCGUGCAGUCCACUGUAGACUCGAUUGCAAGCUGCGCGGCGUCCGUUCCAUAUUUCGAAAUCGAAGACUAUAUACGUGAGGGUUACGGGUCCACGCUAAUAAACGACGGCUACAAUAGUCGACACAGCUUGAACGACAUUGCGCCCGUGAAUUACUCACUGUACGACGCAGAUGCAGAAGAACUCGACGAAGAUAUAGAGAUGGAGAUGGACGUAGAUGUGGUACCGGCAACAGACCGAGCAUUUUGUAUGUGA